UUUAAGAUAUUUGUGACCAGAUGUAGAGCUUGUCAGCAUGCCUGACAGUGAAGAGACCCUCAAGAAAAAGUCACAAGAUGAGAAUGCAAUGAAUAUUACAGAAAGCUAUGAAAACAGAACAUUCACAGAUGCACAGAACAUCUCAGAAGAGUUGCCAAUUAAUUCUGGAAAGAUCCAAGACAAGGAUCCUGUAGAAUCAUUAUGGACUACAUAUGCCAAUGGUGUGGUCAAACUAAGAAUAGAUCCAUCCUGUUCACAAACUCCACUAACAGUUCAUCAAAUGUUCAAAGAGUCCAUGGAAAAAUAUGGGCCUCUCAAUGCUUUGGUCAGCAGAAAGAAUGGAAAAUGGGAAAAGAUCACAUUUUCAGAGUAUUACAGUCUUUCUCGGAAAGCAGCUAAAAGCUUCCUGAAGCUUGGUCUUGAACGAUUCCACAGUGUAGCAAUUCUUGGAUUUAACUCUUCAGAAUGGUUCAUUUCAGCAGUUGGAGCUGUUUUUGCUGGAGGAAUUGUCACAGGAAUUUAUACGACUAACUCACCAGAGGCUUGUCACCACAUUUCUCAUGACAGCAAAGCCAAUAUCAUUGUGGUAGACAGUCAAAAACAACUGGACAAAAUAAUGCAGAUCUGGAAUCAUUUGCCACACUUGAAAGCUGUUGUGCAAUACAAAGAAUCUUUGCCAGAAAAACAUCCCAAUUUAUAUACAAUGGAAGAAUUUAUGGAGCUGGGAAAUGAGAUAACAGACGAUACACUGGAUUACAUUAUCAACUCCCAAAAACCUAAUCAGUGUUGUGGUUUAAUAUACACUUCUGGAACAACCGGGAAGCCAAAAGGGGCCAUGCUGAGUCAUGAUAAUAUAACUUGGACAGCCACACACUGCAGUAGAGCAGGGGACAUGCAACCAGCAGAAAUCCAGCAGGAGACUAUAGUCAGUUACCUUCCACUCAGCCACAUCGCUGCUCAGAUCUAUGACCUUUGGACUGGUAUCAAAUGGGGAGAGCAAGUCUACUUUGCUGAGCCAGAUGCUUUAAAGGGUGGCUUGAUCAACACGCUGAAAGAAGCACAGCCAACAUCUCUUAUGGGUGUUCCUCGGGUGUGGGAAAAAAUCAUGGAGAAAUUAAAAGAUGUGUCUGCUCAGUCAAGCUUUAUGAAAAGGAAAAUGCUAUCAUGGGCCAUGUCUGUUAGCUUAGAAAGGAAUCUAAGCUCUUCAAGAAGUGAUUUGAAGCCCUUUCAAACAAGACUAGCAGACUAUUUGGUACUUGCAAAAAUCCGCCGUGCGCUGGGUUUUUCUCGGUGUCAGAAGCAUUUCUCUGGAGCUGCUCCUCUCACUACAGAAACAAUAUAUUUUUUCCUGGGUCUGAACAUCCCACUCUAUGAGGCAUAUGGGAUGAGUGAGACCUCAGGCCCACACUGCAUGUCUGGGCCAUAUGUGUACAGGCGUCACAGCUGUGGCAAAGCAGUGUCUGGCUGCAAAGUGAAACUGGUGAAUGAGGAUGCAGAUGGCAAUGGAGAGAUUUGUUUCUGGGGAAGGACCGUUUUCAUGGGGUAUUUAAAUAUGGAGGAUAAAACAAAAGAAGCCAUAGAUGAAGAUGGGUGGUUGCAUUCUGGAGACCUUGGAAAAAUAGACAAGGAUGGCUUUGUCUAUACUACUGGACGAAUUAAAGAUUUGAUUAUUACAGCUGGAGGUGAAAAUGUGCCUCCAAUUCCAAUUGAAGAUGCAGUCAAAAAGGCACUGCCUAUUGUUAGCAAUGCCAUGUUGAUUGGAGACCAAAAGAAGUUCUUAUCAAUAUUGUUGACUCUAAAGAGUACUUUAGACCCAGAAACAUCUGAACCUACUGAUUAUCUGACUGAGGAAGCCAGAGAGUUCUGCCAGAAGAUUGGCAGCAAUGCAACUAAAGUGUCAGAGAUCGUGGCUAUGAAAGAUAAAGCUGUUCACCAGGCUAUUCAAGAUGGAAUCACCAAAGUCAACAUAAAUGCCCCAGCCAAGGUUCAGUGCAUACAGAAAUGGGUAAUUCUGCAAAGAGAUUUUUCAAUUUCUGGUGGAGAACUUGGUCCUACAAUGAAAUUAAAACGAGAUGCUGUGCUUGAAAAGUACAAAGAAGAAAUAAGUGCAUUUUACAAAGGAUAACAUCAUCUUACCUUUAAGGAAACUUCACUUUUCGAAAAGACCUACAUGACAUUUAGUUUUGCACCUUGUAUAACUGCCUUUCCAAGACAGCAAGCUUAUAGAUUUUUUAGAAUUCUGCUUGUUACUGGUAAUUCCUUCUUUCUUCAUAGUUAGUCACAAUCCACUAUUCUUCAUACCAUUUUAAUUUGGUCUUAAAUGAGUAAACUUAAUUACAUGCUAAUUUGUUACAGAAUAUGAAAAUAACUGCUUAUUAUCUGGAUACGGUUCAUUUAUGUCAGCUGGAUAGAAGCAUAAGGAAGAGUAAAUUAGUAUUUUUUAAGAUUCUGCAACAGGUUAAUUGAUUAUAGUUCAAAAGUCGUUUAGUAAACAUGGCUGGUCACAUGGUACUCUUUUGUGAAACUGCUACAUGACUUUAGUUCAAUAUACAUUAAACCCUAAAGAAUUAACAGUUCAGUGGUUUUGUCCUGUUUUUAAGGAAGGGCAUGUUUGUACCAAAAGAAAUGCUACAAAUCAUGCAAUGCUUGUGACAAGUCUUAUGUUACAAACCUGAGGUGCAAGACUUUCUCUAAUUUCCACAUAAGUGUAGCAUUAUGUUAUGUGAUGGUUGCAGUUUGUAAGCAAAAAGGUGGCUGAAGAGUCUGAUUUUGAUAUCUGGUUGUUAGUUGAAGAUGGGAACAAAUGAAGCAAGCACAUGUUUGCCCCUUAUACAUUACAAGUAAGUAUUUUGAAGCAACGUGUUCAACAUUCACAGACUGCAUCCUGUAUGUGCAAGUCGUGGUACAAGUAUCAGUCAUCUAUUCAAACCAUUACACAAAUCAACAGCCCAGGCUUAUAAAAACCCAACAAAAGUUCUGACCUUGGGAAGUCUUUAUUUUUUCUAUUUUGUGCGUUGUAAUAAUGCAGAAGUUGCUUAGCUCAUAUUGUCAAAUGAAACAAAGAGACAGCAGCAAACAAAAUAUGCACAUUCAAAAAUCAAGCUAACGCUCUGUUCCAGACUUCCACCAUGUCUCUACAUCCAGGAGAAGGACGUGACUGUGUCACCAGAAACUGCACCCAAAAAAAAAAAAAAUCCCCGUCACUGU
This is a messenger RNA of Alligator mississippiensis (American alligator), 3207 nucleotides long. It is a transcript of the gene ACSBG1, whose product is annotated as acyl-CoA synthetase bubblegum family member 1. The coding region runs from base 38 to 2125 and encodes 695 amino acids. The record is from RefSeq and is a predicted model, not a curated record. Lineage: Eukaryota; Metazoa; Chordata; Crocodylia; Alligatoridae. The transcript is spliced from 14 exons. Gene Ontology annotation, cellular component: endoplasmic reticulum; membrane. Gene Ontology annotation, molecular function: long-chain fatty acid-CoA ligase activity.